UUCAGUUUCUGCGCAUAUAUAUAUAUAUAUAUAUAUAUAUAUAUAUGUCCAUUCAAAGAAGGAAGCGAAGAACGCAAGCAUUACUUGCAGAGUUGCAAUGUGUACCUACAAAAUUCUCAUCUCUUUCCCACCCCUCACUACGCCACCAUUUCAAUAAUCCAAUUUACGUAUAGGAAAAUUCGGUGUGCUGCUCAAAUCACACAAAGAGCUUGCAGGAACUCACUACCUAAGAAAAUCUUGAGACUUCUAAACCAGCAUGACUGGGGGCUCAACUGAUGAUGAUUCAUGCACCAAGCCUAUAGGAAGAUGCGCCAUCUUCUACUAUGGGGUGGGACAUAUGUUGAAUGAUGUAACAUCUGCAUGUUGGUUUACAUAUCUCUUAGUGUUUUUGACCGAUAUAGGACUGCCCCCAAGUGAUGCUGCUGUUGUCAUGCUCUCUGGUCAAAUUGCUGAUGGCUUCAUGACAAUAUUUGCUGGUGAACUGAUAGACAGGUAUGGGAGUUUUAAGAUAUGGCAUGGCGCAGGAUCUCUUUUGGUUGCGGUAUCAUUUUCUUCCGUCUUUGGUGGCUGCUUGCCUUGCAAAAUUAUAGGGUCCUAUUCAUCUGGUGCACAAACCAUCAGUUAUAGCCUCUUUGCUGCAAUUUUCAAUGUUGGCUGGGCUGCUACUCAAGUUUCACACAUGUCAAUGGUGAACUGCAUAACCCUAAAUUCAACAAGUCGUGUAGUUAUGACCAGUUGUCGCAAUGCCUUUACAAUGGUUGCAAACCUGAGUCUAUAUGUUGUUGCUUUUGUGGUAUUCAAGUUCCACACAAAGCGGUCCAUUAUUGAAGUCGAGCAUCAGUACCGCUGGAUAGCAUAUGCAUCGAUCUUCAUUGGUUGUUGUUUUGUCAGUAUAUUUCAUCUUGGAACUGCAGAGCCAAGAUUAAAAGGAGAAGCUCAUGAAAUAGGUUAUGCCAGAAUUUCUUGGACAUACUGGUUUCGCAAGUUGUUAUACCACCAAGUAGCACUUGUAUAUGUGCUAACUAGACUAGUCACAAAUGUAUCACAGGCAUUUCUUGCCUUUUAUGUCGUCAAUGAGCUGAGAAUGGACCAAUCUUCCAAAGCUUUGGUGCCUGCAGUCAUCUACAUAUGCAGCUUCAUCACAUCAAUCAUCCUACAGGAGAUGGCCUGGAAUAGUCAUCGGUUGAAGGUUUCCUAUUCUGCUGGGGGCCUUCUUUGGAUGAUUUCUGGUGUUGGCAUCCUCUUUUUGCCAAGCAGCAUGAAAGGUUUUAUGUACCUUAUAUCAAUGGUGAUUGGAGUGGCAAAUGCCUUGAUGAUGGUGUCUGGGGUGAGCAUGCAGAGCUUCCUAGUUGGUCGAGAUCUCAACGGAUGUGCCUUUGUUUAUGGAUCAUUGAGCUUUUUGGACAAAAUAAUAUGUGGACUAGCAUUAACUAUUCUUGAAUCAUAUCAAAGACCGACUCAAGACGAAGUGUGGAACUGCCAUCCUGUAUUCUCUCUCUCUGUUACCAGAUACGGUCUCGGGCUUGUUCCGGCCAUCUCUGCACUGGUUGGUGUACUAGUGACACUUAGCAUGAAGCUUCCCGAGCCGACUUUAACACCUUUAAUCACUCCUCUACUGGAAUAGCUCAAAGAUGUAUAUAUUCUUGAAGUCAAAUCACAGGUUUGUGUUAUAAUUGAACUAAUAGCUCCUAGAAUGUCAAGUUCUAGUCCAUGAACUGAUCUAUGGCAGCCAAAUUUUGCUGCAAAAAUGUUUAGUUCCACUUAACAUAUACAUAGGCUGAUGCUUAUGCCUAAGGCAUAUCAUUGUUAGUCUUGGCAGUCAGGACCAUUGGUUUCGUGCCGCCAGUUCUUGAUUUGAUAGUGGCUCGUUUUGCGAUAGGUGUCAGAUAAUGUUCGGUGGGCUUAGUUUUACUGGUUUCUAUUUGCACAGUCAAUGGAUUUUUAGUGAUACAGGGACAGGUUUGCUAGAAGUAUCUUGUUGAAUUCCAAAGGAAAAAAAAAAUUGUGAAAUGUUAAUGUUGUUUUUUUGUGUAGCCUAGAUAAGGACAAGCUUGAGAUACUACUAGUGCCUGAAUUAGGGCAUUUGUGAUCACAAAUUGACAGGGGUAUCUUUUGAACCACAUUUUUCUGAAAUAUCUUUGUUUUUUUGA
Salvia miltiorrhiza (redroot sage) is the source of this 2150-nucleotide messenger RNA. RefSeq lists its product as uncharacterized. The transcript is spliced from 13 exons. The record is from RefSeq and is a predicted model, not a curated record. Gene Ontology annotation, biological process: carbohydrate transport. Gene Ontology annotation, cellular component: membrane. Gene Ontology annotation, molecular function: symporter activity. The coding region runs from base 257 to 1624 and encodes 455 amino acids. NCBI's taxonomy places the organism in Eukaryota, Viridiplantae, Streptophyta, Magnoliopsida, Lamiales, Lamiaceae.